This is a messenger RNA of Gamsiella multidivaricata, 936 nucleotides long. RefSeq lists its product as uncharacterized. The record is from RefSeq and is a predicted model, not a curated record. The transcript is spliced from 3 exons. Lineage: Eukaryota; Fungi; Mortierellomycota; Mortierellomycetes; Mortierellales; Mortierellaceae. Bases 340 to 831 code for a protein of 163 amino acids.
UAAAAUGGAUUUCACAGUGUUCCUGAGCCCCUUUGCAUCCUCAAUUCUAGACAGCACAUACUCAUGAACCACCUUGCUUCUUGCCCUCGCACCCUCAUACCGUCAUGGUAUUCUUAUUCCAUGACAAUGGAGCCCCUUCAUGUAUUGCACUAUGAAUCGACACUUUGGGGGUGUAAUGAUUAUAUACACCAGAGCGUCUUUCUAUCAUACAUAUGAGGCUAGCUAUUGCUGGGAGAUGCUGGAGUGGUGAGAAAAAAUGAGGAAGUAGAUUUCUCAGGUCUUUCCUUCGCAUUUGAUGAGAGUCCAUUCCACGUUACACGAGGGCGAGAGCUUGAAAGCAUGAGUCUGUUUACCAAUACAACAACGAUGGAUGUGUCUCGAAGCGCUCAUUCUUUAUUUCUGCGCCCUCUUUCUCCCCUCCGCUCUUCUCGUUUUCCUUUCUUCCCAACUACACCCUCCCUCAAUUCAUCAGGAACUGUCUUCUUUCUCAUCUCUUCUCUCUCUUCUAUCUGUCUCUCAAGUGACGAGAAAAGCGUUUUUCGUGCGCGGACAGUCCUGAACAAAGAAUUGAGGAAGAGAAAAUUGCACAGGGACGGAUCAUCUCCUUUAGCUGAUGAAAAGAAUACCUCUGCAUCCAGUCAAAGGAAACAAGAGUCGUAUAGGAACACUUCCGAGGUAGGGCCCCAUCAGUUGUGCAGGGUAGUCACAUAUGAUAAAGUCCAUGCAGCUGCCACCACGUCCGCUGUUUCACAGGGCAUUGCCUAUUGUAUCCCCAUUGGAUUACUGCAGUGUAUACCAAGUGAAAAGCAAAUCUCAGAAGCGGUAUGUUAGGUAGUGCUUUUUCGUCAUCGCGAAGCGCUCUCUCGCCACAAAAGGAGCUGGAGAUCGUCGACAUCUUUCUGGAGAAUGCGCGCCAAAACAAGGAUCGAGAAAUUG